CUCAACGGCCAGAUCAACACCACUCCAACGCGUAUCUGGGAUCUCCCCCACCUGCUCCUAACCCCCGGAACCCCAAAGGCGAUCCAUGGCGGCGGCGGGUUGGUUCCGGCGUGCGGCGGCGGCGGCGGCGCCUCGCCUGCCUUCUGGCCUUCCCCUCAUACCGCCUCCUCCCCCUGCCCUUCUCGCGGAGGCGCAGUCACUCGUGGUCCCAGGCCUCGGGGCCGCCGUGGGACCCGCCAUGGAGCUCAUGGCCGUUCCUAAGAAGAAGGUCUCCAAGUACAAGAAGGGCUUGAGGAAUGGACCCAAAGCCCUAAAGCCUGUCCCAGUGAUUGUCCGUUGCAGGUGUUGUGGCCGAGUUAAACUACCUCACUUCUACUGCUGCAGCGGAGAAAGAGGAAACCCCAGUGAAUCAAGCUCAUAAAAUGUUCGGGUUUUCCUCUUUAAUUUGUGCACCAAGCUAUGUCUGAACUCUUGAUAUCGUAAUACCACCAACCAAAGUUCUCACAUCCCGUUUAAUUAUUGUACACUUACUGUAACUUGGAUUUCAUAGUAUCAUUUCAAACUUUUAUCUGCUCUUGGCAAGGGUGGGCACGUUAUUGUAUUACUCCCGAUGUCUUUAGGACCAUUCUGUCAAGCUGCUAUCAGUUUGCCGCCUUUUUCCUGAGGAUUUGUUUGCCUUAUGCUGUAAUCGUCAGAAACUGGAAAAAAUAUUGCCGAUAAUUCACCAUAUUAGAGGGAUCUAGAUGUGAA
Panicum hallii is the source of this 750-nucleotide messenger RNA. RefSeq lists its product as uncharacterized. The transcript is spliced from 3 exons. The coding region runs from base 86 to 421 and encodes 111 amino acids. Gene Ontology annotation, cellular component: mitochondrial large ribosomal subunit. The record is from RefSeq and is a predicted model, not a curated record. Gene Ontology annotation, molecular function: structural constituent of ribosome. Gene Ontology annotation, biological process: translation. NCBI's taxonomy places the organism in Eukaryota, Viridiplantae, Streptophyta, Magnoliopsida, Poales, Poaceae.